ACCAAUUGUUAGGUUUAAGUGAUUCGAUAAAGAUGGCCAAAGUAUUGGUAAUUCUAUGCUUAGUAGUUUUAAUUCAAAUAAUAACUGGCGAAAGUGAAAAAUGUAAUAAAAACUGCUGUUUUCCUGAAGUAUUUACAGCUUAUAUUGGAUCUUAUAGCGGACAACCUUCAGAACCUAUUCCAGGAAUAUCCGAUACUGAGCAGGUUUUAUCAUUUGAUUAUCCGAAUAGAAGGUGGGCUUUCAGAUUUAGAAGAAUCCAGGAAACAGGUGAAUAUGAAGAAUUGUUGUGGGUCGAAAAUUUUAAGAAUAGGAAGAGAUACGUCGUAAGAAAUCAUAAAUGCCACUUUCAAGCUCUAUCUUCCGCAAUGCGAUUGCCUUGUAUACCAAAUGAUGCUGACAUCCUUUAUAAAGACUAUAUUGGAAGUCCUCUUAUGGGAAUACAAACUGAAACCUACAAUUACACCUACAAAGAUUGGAAUUUCAUAACGACAGUUGAUCCAACGACUUGUGUACCAUUAAGCGAAUUCUCAACUUAUAGAUAUAAUCAAUAUAGUUGGAGUAGAGCAACGUUGGACUAUCUAGAUCAAGAGGCAGAUCAAGUACUAGAAGAAUUAUUCGAUAUCGAUAGAUUCUCUUGCUAUCCCAAAGAAGCUUUACCAUCUAACAACGAAGAAUUCUGGUUUCUUGGCGGUCCAGAAACGAAGCAUUUCUCCUUUAUGUUUUCCAAGUAAUACUAUAGUUCUUAUAUCGUACUAUCGUAAUUGUCAUAAUUUAAACGAAAUAACUAGUCUAUGUAAAAUAUUACUUAUUAGACUAUGCUAAAUUUUCCCUUACUUGUUCCACGUGUAUCAAAUCAAUAAUAAGGCCUAUCGAGAUCUUUUAUCUCUGAAUAUGCAAAUUUUAAUAUCUCGUCAAUUUUCAAAUAUAAAUACACACUCCUUUUAUUUUCAGAG
Messenger RNA from Dimorphilus gyrociliatus, 953 nucleotides. Lineage: Eukaryota; Metazoa; Annelida; Polychaeta; Dinophilidae. The record is from the annotation of a GenBank genome assembly.